Messenger RNA from Rotaria sordida, 918 nucleotides. NCBI's taxonomy places the organism in Eukaryota, Metazoa, Rotifera, Eurotatoria, Philodinida, Philodinidae. The record is from the annotation of a GenBank genome assembly.
AUGGCAUCGAUUGUUUGGCCUGAAAAGGAGUAUGAAUUGCAAGAUCAUCACAGUGAUUCUACAAUCUGGAAUGAAUUUCAGUUUCGUAAUGAUGAUGUGAUCAUAUCCACUUAUCCCAAGUCUGGUACCACAUGGAUGCAACAAAUUGUCUUUCAAUUAUUAUUCAAUGGUAAAGAAGACCUUCAAGUUCAUAAAAUGUCACUAUGGCUUGAUUUUCGGUUGAAUGCAUCGAGUAGCCGAUACGGAUCAAAAGAAAAAUUACUGCAGGCAAUAGAAAAUCAGACACAACGCAGAGUUUUGAAAACUCAUUUACCACUUGGUGCACUAGUUUUCUCGCCAAAAGCAAAGUAUAUUUUUGUUGGUCGAGAUGGACGGGAUGCGGUUUGGAGUUUGUACAAUCAUCAUUCAAAUUACACUGAUGAAUUUUAUGAUCGCUUAAAUAACUCUCCGGGUCGAGUUGGUCCACCACUUCAACGUCCACAACCAACUUUUGUAGAAUAUUUUCAUAGUUGGCUUGAGAAAGAUGGUGCACCAUUUGUACCAUUCUUUGAAAACAUACGUUCGUGGUGGAAUGUACGUCAUUUACCGAAUGUAUUAUUAAUACAUUAUUCACAACUUAAAAGGGAUCUGCCACGUCAAAUAGAACGAAUAGCUCAAUUUCUGGAUAUUGCAGUCGAUCGUUCAAGUGCAGAAUGGAAUGACAUUUUAGAACACUGUUCCUUUGAUUAUAUGAAAAUAAAUGCAAAUAAAUUCAUACCAGAUGAUACAUUUAUCGGUGGUCCAAGCUCAUUUUUUAGGCGGGGCACAAAUGAUAGUUGGAAGCAUAUAUUAACGAAAGAAAAUUGUCAACGUUAUGAAGAAAAAGCUCAAUCGGAAUUAGGUGCAGAAGCUGCUAGAUGGUUGGCAAAGGGUGCUUAA